Molecule: messenger RNA, 768 nt
Organism: Phytophthora sojae
Lineage: Eukaryota; Oomycota; Peronosporomycetes; Peronosporales; Peronosporaceae
Exons: 4
Coding region: 1-768 (255 amino acids)
Biological process (GO): protein folding
Cellular component (GO): cytoplasm
Source: RefSeq, a predicted model, not a curated record
AUGAGCGCCGCGCCCGGGCGCUUCGACGCGCUGCUGACGCAGCUGGCGCAGCAACACGGCGGCGUGGAGUCGCUGCUGGACUCGUUCUUCGACUUCCUGCACCGCAAGACGGACUUCUACGCGGUCUCGAGCGACCCGGGCAAGCACAAGAUGGGCUUCUUACCUGGUCAGGCCGAGCGGAAGGUGCUCGCGGCCUUCCGCAACCCGACGGCCAAGAAGAUUGAGGAGGUCAAGCCACAGCUGACGGACGACGGCAAGCAAGUGCCAGUGGGGAACGGUGGAGUGGCUGCUAAUUACACUUGGACGCAGACGCUGGAGGAUGUUUCGAUUCAGAUGGAGUUGCCGCAAGGCACGCGUGCGAAGGACCUGGACUGUCGGAUUGAGUCGACGAGGCUACGGGUGUCGAUGAAGAGCGAUCCGAGCAAACCGUUGCUGGUAGGAGAGCUGGUGGAGAAGAUCCGAGCUGAUGAGAGCAUUUGGUCGCUGGAGAGCAACCAUACGCUGAACAUUUCGCUGGAGAAGAUCAAGCCCACGUGGUGGGCGAGUGCGCUUAAAGGAGGACCGGAAAUCGACACGAGCCAAGUCGACUCGCGACGGAACAUCCAGGAGUACGACGAGGCUACACAGGGCGCCAUCAGGAAGGCUGUGUACGACCAGCGGCAACAGCAACUGCACGGUGCAAUGCCGCUCACACCUGGAGAGAAGAUGAUGCAGGAAGCGAAGGACCUGCCUGGGUCGCCUUUCCUUCCGCCUGCGCCGCAGAGUUGA